Miniopterus natalensis is the source of this 1313-nucleotide messenger RNA. It is a transcript of the gene CLTRN, whose product is annotated as collectrin, amino acid transport regulator. The record is from RefSeq and is a predicted model, not a curated record. Lineage: Eukaryota; Metazoa; Chordata; Mammalia; Chiroptera; Miniopteridae. Gene Ontology annotation, cellular component: plasma membrane; extracellular exosome. Gene Ontology annotation, biological process: positive regulation of amino acid transport.
AUGUUGUGGCUGCUCUUUUUUCUGGUGACUGCUAUUCAUGCUGAGCUCUGUCAACCAGAUGCAGAAAAUGCUUUUAAAGUGAGACUUAGUAUCAGAACAGCUCUGGGAGAUAAAGCAUAUGCCUGGGAUACAAAUGAAGAAUAUCUCUUCAAAGCAAUGGUCGCUUUCUCCAUGAGAAAAGUUCCCAACAGAGAAACAACAGAAAUUUCCCAUGUCCUACUUUGCAAUGUAACCCAGCGGGUGUCAUUCUGGUUUGUGGUUACAGAUCCUACAAAAAACCACACACUUCCUGCUGAUGAGAUACAGUCAGCCAUAAGAAUGAAUAGGAACCGGAUCAACAACGCCUUCUCUUUGAAUGACCAGACUCUGGAAUUUUUAAAAAUCCCUUCCACUCUUGCACCACCCACUGAGCCAUCUGUGCCCGUGUGGAUUAUUAUAUUUGGUGUGGUAUUUUGUGUCGUCAUAGUUGCAAUUACACUAUUGGUUUUAUCAGGAAUCCGGCAACGUAGAAGGAAGAACAAAGAACCAUCUGAAGUGGAUGACACUGAAGAUAAGUGUGAAAACACCAUCACAGUUGAAAAUGGCAUCCCCUGUGACCCCCUGGACACAAAGGGGUGGCACAUUAAUGACACCUUCAUGACAGAGGAUGAGCGGCUCACGCCUCUCUGAAGGGCUGCUGUUUUGCUUCCCCAGAAACUCAACACAGAUUUCUCUGCAACUGUUUGAGCACCACAAAUUAUCAAUGGCUGAUUACACAUUUUGUUUCACCAUUCUUCUUUUGCAAGAAAUUUUGGAUGUUCAUGAAAGUGAAGGACAAUCAGUUAUACCUGUGAGGACCAUUGGAAUCAUACACUGUUGACUACUACAAAUAUUCUAAAAUAUUUCCCUGACAACACAGUGUUUAAGUGUAGUCAUAUGGUGUUUGUAAUUAUUGAUUUAAAAAUCCAUCAGUAUUUAAGCAUCCCCAGAAAAAAGGCCAGACCACUAAAUAUAUUUUACACUCUGAAGACCUAAGGAAAAAUACUUUUCCAGUGGAGUAUACCUAUAAUAUGGUGUGGAAAUAAUUAUGAAUAUUGUUUAUAUCACUCUGUGUAUGACUAAGUAAGUAAGAAGUAAUUAUUGUAAAUGGGAUGGAUAAAAAUGGGAGUAUUGGUAAACGACGUGGAAUUUGAUCCUGUUAUCAUACCAACAGUUGCUUAUGUAUUUUCUAUCAGUCUCAGCGCAGCUCUAUUUGUUGACUAUUUCUCCAAUUUGUAAAAAUACAAUCUAUGCUAAUUUAAUAAAGUGAUAAUUAUCUCUUUUUGAUUAUGCGA